This is a messenger RNA of Pomacea canaliculata, 2959 nucleotides long. RefSeq lists its product as uncharacterized. The record is from RefSeq and is a predicted model, not a curated record. Bases 95 to 727 code for a protein of 210 amino acids. The transcript is spliced from 2 exons. NCBI's taxonomy places the organism in Eukaryota, Metazoa, Mollusca, Gastropoda, Architaenioglossa, Ampullariidae.
ACUUCCGCUGUUUACAAACCGCCGAUUUGGCAAGACAGAAUCUCCUACUAGACUGCAGCUCCCAGAGAGGCUAAGGCAACAACCACCUGGUAGUAUGACAACCACAGAGGAAAUGAAGAAAUUUAUUGCAGCCAGUGACACACGUUUACUUAACUAUCAGAACUGCCUGUUCAAGAUCAAAAUGACCUUUUGUCAGGACUUGGUCCAGUAUGAAAACUCCUUAUGUCUUCAUGCAGAAAUUGAAGAAGUGGUUCGUGCUGUGCUCAGUAUCAUACAGAAUAAAAGACAUCUUGUAACCAUAGAAACACAACAUUUUAUGGUGAACAUUUCACUAAUACCAUGGUAUGCACAGCAGAAACUCCAGUUCUACAAACAUGAAAAUGAAUGUCAAGUAUACAACCAUAUGAUUAAACUUCAGUUUGCUCUUCGGCCAUCAGUUUCUUUGCAGAAAUCAUCCCAGAAUUCUCAGCAGCAGAUAGGUUGUCAAAAGUCUAUUUCUUCUACUGCUACAAAAACUCCACAAAGGGAGCAGGUGACACAGAAGGAUGUUCUGUGUGAUGUCAGUGGUAGAAAGUCAUCAAAAGUUUUUGUGAAAAGCAAGAACUGUGAGGCCAGUCACAGAGUUACAGUUCGCGCAAAAGAAAAAUCAGUGUCAGAGGAUGCCCUGUUGACGUGUCUGACAAACAUCGAUCAAAUACUAGGCGCAAAAACAAGAUGCCAGCAAUAGGCAGGUGCCUAUUACAAGGGAGUUGCAACAGCGUGACUGACCACAGUGUAUCUUGUCAAGAAAAUGAUGCAGUUUCACACCUGUCCAAAACAGCUGCUUCUGGUAACAUGCGCAACUUACUUCAUCAGAGCUUGCUGACUGAUGGUUCUGUUACAAAUUUUAAUAAUUCCAGUGUAUACAGUCGCAAAAUACGCCAAAGCCAAAAAACUUCAUUUGUUACAAAUUUAUCUUCAGUUGAGAAAAAUGUGCCUUGUAAAACCAGUGUUGAGACAAAUUGUAGACAAUCAGUUCCAACAGAAGAAUGUUUGAAAACAGCCAAUCAGAAGAAGAAAGCAGAGCAACAAUUUUCACAGAGUCUCUUGUUAGGUGGAGGCACAGUGCAAGAUCAGAGCCAUCUCAGAGAUCGGCAUGUUGUAGAGUGUGGAGACCUACAGGAGGAGAACCAUCUACAGCAGCUAGCAGCUGCCUACACUGCCACCUCAGCACAGGACAGAAAACGCAACUCCUCCAUGCUGGACUGGUUUCUAACACCUUUCAAGCUUGCAUUAAAGAACAGGAAGCAGUGAACCAAACAUACCUGUUAUUUCCCAUCUUCAAUUGAGUAACACAAAGGUCGUGGCAAUGUGUUUUUGCUGUUGCCAUUUGUUUAUUGCUGUUAUUUAUACUGUUGCUUAUUGUAAUUAUAUUAUCUUAUGCUUUUUGAGUCAUUCAUAGAGAAAGUAAAGGACCUGUUCAAUGAAUAUGUGCAAGCACCAAUUUUGUACAAAUGUAGCCAUUAUGAUUACACAGUUGAUGGUUUAUGAAUCAUCCUUCAAAAUUUCUACCUGCAGGAAUAAGUAGAUAGGCAAGUGGUUAGAGCACAUCCUUUUCAAACCUGGUGGCAUGCUGGUUUGAUACCCACGUGUUGCAGUGAAGCAAUCCUCUAUUUUCAGGAAAUAGAUAGAUAAGUGAUUAGAGCAUUGGCUUCUGGGUGAAGGCAUUGUGGUUUGAUACCUGUGUGGUGCAGUUAAGUUUUCCCAGUUGAUCCAGCUUUCAGGAAUGAGUACCUGACUCCAUAGAGGGUUGGGGAAGGUGAGGCAGCAAGAGAGAGGGGUAACACGCUCAAAAAAAAAAAAAAAAAUGGCCUCAAGAAAAAUGUGGCCUUUAACUCCUCUUUCCCAAUUAACUGAAAAGUUAGGGUGAGUUUAUUUUCAAAAGUGUCUUAAGAGAUCUUUACCAUGCUCUGAAUAUCUAGAAAUUUACAAGAAAAGGAAAGGCAUCCUAUCAACAACAACAAAAAAAUUUUAAGUGAUAGGGUAGAUGGGUCAGUGUGUGAGUGACCAGCAUGAAGAACACACAUUGAUGCUUUCGUAUAGCCUUCUGUGGGUUAUUGCAAUUGCAUGCUUACCAUUGGCCUUACCAUAUUAUGCUAAUCAUUUUUUUAAAAAGUAAUAGAAUUAAUUAUAAUACCCAAAAACUAUUCUUUCAAAAAUCUGAAUAAAUAUCCACCCUUUUCUUUUAUUAAAUCCUAGCCAGUAUGCACACUUGUGCACAGAAAAAUUUGAGAUUGGUGAGAUGAUACUGGAAUUAAGAUACAACUGAUAGAUAUGUACUUCCAGAUUUCACAUUGGUUGUAGCUUUAGUAAUAUAAGAGUCCAACCUAACCCUCCAACAUGGUGUCACCUGUGUGUCUGUGAAUAUUGUAGCUGGAAAGCCUGUAUCUUGUCAGCAAAUAUUUGCUGGUUGUAGCAAUAGUAACAACUUUCUGGUGUCCUACUAAUGUUCCUAAAAAGUCGUUGGUUCUUUGUUCUCCAUAUAAAAUCUGAAGUGACCUUCUCAGACACAUGUUCUCGGAUGCCUGGAUUCUCCUUUCCAUUUUGGCGAGUAGCAUCCACGCCUCGCAUCCAUAGAGCAGGAUCAGUACUACAAGGGAUUUGUACAGAUCAUACUUUGUAGUUUACCAGAUGUUAUAGCUAUGCCAGAUCCUAUCCAGCUUGGCCAUCACCACUGUUGCUGCUCUGAUGCGGACAUCUAACAUGAAGCUGCUGUCCACCUAUUCUUGAGAGUGGCUUUCAAAUGCUUAAAGCUGCUUACCUCUUCCAAUAAUCCAAAUCUUCAUGGAUUAGGCAUCAGAAUGGUUACUGUGUUUAUUCUUUCUAUUUCUAUUUAAAUAUAAAAUUAAUUGAAAGACAUUUUCUUGUACCACUUCUGACCUGUAUAUUCUGUCAAAUAAUGUACAGUUGUCAAUAGUCA